CCAGAGCGUCCCCAGGAAUGGCGCCUCGGCUUCCUGGGCGGAAGCGGAAGCGGGGCAAAGGGGAAGCCGGUGUGCCUGCCUGGGUCCCGGGGCUGCCUUGGGCUGCCAUCUUGGAGGGUCGCGGUGGCAGCGGCAGCUGCGGUGGCGACGAGACUCCAGUGUCCCGGAGACUCCGAGGCCGCGCGGGAGGGCCCCGAGCUCGGCAGGGAGAGAUGAGCAACAACAGUAACAAGCGAGCACCCACGACGGCCACCCAGAGACUGAAACAGGACUACCUACGCAUCAAAAAAGACCCAGUGCCUUAUAUCUGUGCUGAACCUCUCCCGUCAAAUAUCCUCGAAUGGCACUACGUUGUACGGGGACCCGAGAUGACUCCGUAUGAAGGUGGCUAUUAUCACGGGAAGCUCAUUUUCCCCCGAGAAUUUCCUUUUAAACCUCCCAGUAUUUAUAUGAUAACCCCAAAUGGAAGAUUUAAAUGCAAUACAAGACUAUGUCUUUCGAUUACCGACUUUCACCCUGACACGUGGAACCCAGCCUGGUCGGUGUCGACCAUCUUAACAGGCCUUCUUAGUUUUAUGGUGGAAAAAGGCCCCACUUUGGGCAGCAUAGAAACCUCAGAGUUCACAAAAAGACAGCUUGCUUCGCAGAGUUUAACAUUUAAUGUAAAAGACAAAGUCUUCUGUGAAUUGUUUCCUGACGUUGUGGAGGAAAUCAAGCAGAAGCAAAAGGCCCAAGAGGAACUCCACAGCCGCCCCCCGACCCUCCCGCUCCCGGAUGUCAUCCCCGACGGGGAGGCGCACCACGGCCAGAACGGGCUGCCUCUCCUCAACGGGCAUGUGCCGCUGGCCGCCGCCAACCACCCGGGCCUCCAGCAGGCGAACCGGAACCACGGACUCUUGGGCGGGGCUCUGGCGAACUUGUUUGUCAUAGUGGGCUUCGCGGCCUUUGCCUACACGGUGAAGUACGUCCUGAGGAGCAUCGCGCAGGAGUGACGCCGCCGGGCCGCCCCCCUCCGCCGCCGCCGCCGCCGCCCGUCCAAGACCAAAUUAGCCGUAGGGGCCGGACGCGCACCGAAAGCUGUUCCCGGGACUCUGAGUUUCGUGUUCCCGAGAGUGGGAUAAAAACCGUGAUGUGCAGGUUUGACAACCGACAGCUGUAGCUUGGCUCAUGGGUUUAGUUUGGCGAGGGGAGAAGGCUUGGGGCGCCCCCUUCGAGCAGAAGGGGGCCCGACUGGAGUGGAAGAUGCAUGGCAGAGAGAGGAGCGACACCCCCCCAGAUUCCUUUCCUCAUCAGGGCAGAGCACCCCCUUCCCCAAAUGUUGCGGGUCCGCCCGCGACGUUCUGCGUCGGUGGCGUUUCUAACCAGCACCGGAUUCCGGUUCUGUGUCCGACCAUUCCCGCCCUAAAUCUCCGGGUGGAAUUCCCCGUUCGGAUGUGCCGGGAGGUUCCGGAGGCCCCGGGAGGUCACAGCGUGACGCGGAGACGCAAUUUUCUUUUUCAGGGAUAUCGGCAGGCAGGGACUGGGAUGUAGUGAACCUGUCCACCCAUCCAUUUCUUGACGUCUUUGCUCUCUCCUCCUCCUCCUCCCCACCAGAUAUCCCUGCCCCAUUUAACUUGGGAAACCUGUCUUGGGGAUCCCUCAGUAGGGUUUUGUAAAGGCAAGGCCAAGGGGUCAGUGGAAUGGUUUAAGCGCCCCACGUCCCCUCUGGCCUCUGUAAAGGCCUCCCUUCAACUGUCGCCACUUCCAAACUACUCAGACCAAAAAACCGUCCCCGUCCCGCCCCCCCAAAAACCCCUGGCUCCUUGGCGAGGCAGAGCAUAUACCGCACAGGUCCUGGGGUGGGCGGGGAAGCAGUGAGAAUUCCUUUUCCAAGAGCUUUGAUGAUUUUUUUUAGAAAAGAAAAUGAGUCAGAAAUGACGGGCUGCAUAAGGUCUUUCCCUCUUUUCAAUCCCCCGAGAGCCUGACGCUCGUGGAUCUGGAAUGCCACAAAGUUCGUUCCACAGCCUCCAGCGAUCACGGCGAUUUGGGUGCGAUUUGGGUCCUGUGAUAUGCAGGGGGGUGGUGGAAUUCCUCUGAAACUUGACCGCGAUGGGGCAACAUCCAGCCAAACCAGAGGGAUACUUGGGGGAGAAGUGAUGUUCCCGGAAGCACUGCUUAUUUCAGAAAACGGUGUGGGCUGACAUGGUUUGGUAUUAAAGACCUCCCGCCCUCCUUCUAGCCACCCUUACAAACUUUGAAAAAAUUGGUGACCUACAAUCGUAUUUCUAGAAACCAGAUCAGAUGAGACGAAACAUCUCUCCCCGUCUGUUUCGGUCCCCAUAAGGGGUUGGCUGAACUGUAAAUCGGGAUCAGGGCCAAAGCAAGUAUCGGGCAAGGGUGGCCACGCUCCGACUGCUCUCUCGGCGUCUCUGAGCCGUGAGCCACCUGUGUGGCUUGAGAUGGUCUCACUUGUCGAGUGUCCCUUUCCUAGCCUAUAACUCAAGCUCAGUGUCUGCAGUGGGAAGAAUCAAGUUUAAAUCUAAUUUACAGACGAAUUUACCAUUGGGGGAAGUGUUGUUGCGUGUCCAAAGGCUCCCCCGACGGGAGAACGAAACUCCCUGCACAUAGAAAGCUAGCGCUUUCGGUCGAAGCCUCCUUGAUCUGAGGGAUAUCUUGGGGGAGAAAGAAGGCAAAUGCAUCUGCGUAAGGCCGUCACAACCUAGAUCAGAGGCGCCGUCUUUUCGGACUACAACUCCCAUCACCCCCUGCCACCGUGGUCAUUGUUUGAUGGUGACGGGAGUUGUAGUCUGGCAGUACUUGGAGGGCCCACACGGUGGCGCCCUGCUCUAGAGAAAUGCCCGAUCCUGCUGAUUUUACGGAAACUAGCCCCUCGUUGCAUCGUAGCGCUUUCCUCUGCGAUUGGCCCUGCGAGGCAGGCGGGGCUUGGCAGGAGUGGGCGGGGCCCUGUUGAAUCCCGCCCCUCGCCUGAUAGCCUUGGACGGCAGCUGUUAGUGGUCCAGUCUUCUGAAGAGGUAGCCUGCCUUGAACCCACUUCCCAUAUCAAACACCACACAUGUCAAUCUCCCGGGAUGUGGCUUAUAAUCUCUUUCUGUCUGAAUCCCCUUCCCAGUCCUUUGCCUCAUCUCUGAGGUGAAUUCCAGUGCCUUUCCUGCUUGUCCGUGGCUUCUUAAAAAGUCUCUCGCCACCAAACGCACCGAGGGAAUAUUAACGAGCUCAGCGAGACCCUCUUCUUUUUAAAAGCCCCACCCACUCUUGGUUAAGCCCCGCCCCUCCUAAAAGCCCCGCCCACUGUCCUUUUCCAAACUUUCUGUAACUGGAAAAAAAAAAGUAGCCUUUUAAGUUUCAAGAAUAUAAUCCUCCCACACUCAUAUUGCUUUUUUUAAAAAAAAUCUCUGUUUCCCUUUGUUUAAAAACAAAAGUUUUGAUCUCUACUUUUUUGUGGAUGAUUUGAAGUCGCUGAGAAGUUUUGUGGAUGAUUUGAAGUAGCUUUUGUGGGGAUGGGGAGGAAACUGAAAGCAUUAAAAUAAACCCAUGAGCCACGUAGCUUAGAUGACCAGUCAAUAUGUGCUUUGACCAACUUCUCUACAAAUAGGUAAUGAGGGUAGUGUUGCUAACCGGGUAGAGCCAUACUGCGGAGACCUCCGGAAAGAGGGGAGACGAGUGUGGUUUAAAAAAUCGUAUAAGAUCUGUAUUUAUAAAACACUUUGUAGAUUGGGGGGGGGGGGUUUCUUUCUUUUUCUGAACAAAUUUAUUUAUAGUUGUUCUUCAGCUCCGGCUCCUGUACAUGCUUUCGGCGCUCUCGUCCCGAGAGGAUCUUAAUGUAUCUCUGUUUCUACAACGGCUUCUGUUUUCUCUGUUCCAAAAAGAAACUUGGCGCGUGUCUCCUC
Molecule: messenger RNA, 3887 nt
Organism: Hemicordylus capensis (graceful crag lizard)
Lineage: Eukaryota; Metazoa; Chordata; Lepidosauria; Squamata; Cordylidae
Gene: UBE2J2
Product: ubiquitin conjugating enzyme E2 J2
Exons: 7
Coding region: 18-992 (324 amino acids)
Source: RefSeq, a predicted model, not a curated record